Ochotona curzoniae (black-lipped pika) is the source of this 2377-nucleotide messenger RNA. It is a transcript of the gene SLC5A6, whose product is annotated as solute carrier family 5 member 6. Gene Ontology annotation, molecular function: sodium-dependent multivitamin transmembrane transporter activity. The transcript has 17 exons. The record is from RefSeq and is a predicted model, not a curated record. Gene Ontology annotation, biological process: pantothenate transmembrane transport; biotin transport; sodium ion transport. Lineage: Eukaryota; Metazoa; Chordata; Mammalia; Lagomorpha; Ochotonidae. Gene Ontology annotation, cellular component: membrane. Bases 1 to 2250 code for a protein of 749 amino acids.
AUGUUUCGCUUCCUACGACCUUCUCAGGAGCUCGCGAGACCGGAGCGCGCGAAGGCCCCUGUGCAGACUGCAGGCGCCUCGCCCGGAAACCGAAGUUGCAUCUGGGCCAGCAGCCCAGGCCUCCUUCAGAUGCCCUCAGUAAACAUGGCGGCCGGGGCGGGCUGGAGGCGGGACCUCGAUGUCACCCAGCCUGGGCUUCGCAGCUUGUCUGGACCAUGUUGCUCGGUGCAGGAGGAGGACUGUGAGACUGGCUGGGAGCCAGUUUGUAGCCGUUGGUCGCCACUGCCCAGCCAAAGGACAGUCCGGAGCUCAGGUGCAGCAGGAGGCUGUGGGGCACAGAACGCCGUGAGGAUGAGCACUGCUGCCCCCUACACCUCAACCCCAGCCACGGAUGUGGUCACAGCCACUUUCUCCAUUGUGGACUACGUGAUCUUCAGCCUGGUGCUGGUUCUCUCCCUUGCCAUUGGCCUCUACCAUGCUUAUCGUGGCUGGGGCCGGCAUACCGUUGGUCAGCUGCUGCUGGCAGACCGUAAGAUGGGCUGCCUCCCUGUGGCACUGUCCCUACUGGCCACCUUCCAGUCGGCUGUGGCCAUCCUGGGUGCACCCUCUGAGGUCUACCGAAAUGGGAUCCAGUAUUGGUUGCUGGGCUGCUGCUACUUCCUAGGGCUGCUCAUCCCUGCACAUGUCUUCAUCCCUGUCUUCUACCGCCUGCAUCUCACUAGUGCCUAUGAGUACCUGGAGCUCCGGUUCAAUAAAACCGUGCGGAUUUGUGGGACAGUGACCUUCAUCUUCCAGAUGGUGAUCUACAUGGGAGUUGUGCUCUAUGCACCGUCCUUGGCCCUUAAUGCAGUGACCGGCUUUGAUCUGUGGCUGUCAGUGCUCACCCUCGGCAUUAUCUGUACCAUCUACACGGCCCUGGGUGGGCUGAAGGCCGUCAUCUGGACAGAUGUGUUUCAGACACUGGUCAUGUUCCUAGGGCAGCUCGUGGUUCUCAUCGUGGGGUCAGCCAGAGUGGGCGGCUUGGGGCAUGUGUGGGAGGUAGCUUCCCAGCAUGGCCUCAUCUCUGGGAUUGACCUGGAUCCAGAUCCCUUUGUGCGGCAUACCUUCUGGACCUUAGCCUUCGGGGGUGUCUUCAUGAUGCUGUCCUUGUACGGGGUGAACCAGGCCCAGGUGCAGCGCUACCUCAGUUCCCGCACAGAGAAAGCGGCUGUGCUCUCCUGCUACGCGGUGUUCCCUUGUCAGCAGGUGACCCUCUGCAUGUCCUGCCUCAUUGGCCUGGUGAUGUUUGCCUAUUACCAGAAGUAUCCCAUGAGCCCCCAGCAGUCUCAAGCAGCCCCUGACCAGUUUGUGCUCUACUUUGUGAUGGACCUCCUGAAGAACCUGCCGGGCCUGCCGGGCCUCUUCGUGGCCUGCCUCUUCAGCGGCUCCCUCAGCACCAUAUCUUCUGCUUUCAAUUCAUUGGCAACUGUCACAAUGGAGGACCUGAUCCGACCAUGGUUCCCUGAGUGCUCCGAAACCCGGGCCAUCAUGCUUUCCAGAAGCCUCGCCUUUGGCUAUGGGCUGCUUUGCCUGGGAAUGGCCUAUGUUUCCUCCCAGAUGGGACCUUUGUUGCAGGCUGCCAUCAGCAUCUUCGGCAUGGUUGGAGGGCCGCUGCUCGGACUGUUCUGCCUUGGAAUGUUCUUUCCUUGUGCCAACCCUCCUGGCGCCAUUGUGGGCCUGCUGGCUGGACUCGUCAUGGCCUUCUGGAUUGGCAUUGGGAGCAUGGUGACCAGCAUGGGCUCUGGAGUGGCAUCUGUUCCUCCUAACGGGUCCAGCUUUUCCCUACCCAGCAACCUGACCAUUGCCACCGUGACCACCCUGAUUCCCUCAACCACCGUUUCCAAGCCCACAGGGCUGCAGCGGUUCUAUUCCCUUUCUUAUUUAUGGUACAGUGCUCACAACUCCACCACAGUCAUUGUGGUGGGCCUAAUUGUCAGUCUGCUCACAGGGGGAAUGCGGGGCCGGACCCCAAACCCUCGGACCAUUUACCCAGUGUUGCCCAAACUGCUGGCCCUCCUGCCCAUGUCCUGUCAGAAAUGGCUCCACUGCCAAAGCCACAGCCAGGACCUCCAGGUGGACACUGCCCUGUUUCCUGAGAAGAUGAGGAAUGGGUCGCUGAGGGCCAGUGGAGACACAGAGGCUCUGGCUGAGACCAGCCCAGUCCACCAGGGGACCAGCCCCACUUUCAUCCUCCAUGAGACCUCAUUAUGACAUGAACUCAGGGUCAGUGUCUACCCUCACUGCUAGACCGCAGCCCAAGGCCACUCGGCAGUUCACAGACGCACCACUGGAUGGGCUUGGAGGAUCAAGCUCAGUCCAAAGGAUCUAGCACUCCAGG